Molecule: messenger RNA, 510 nt
Organism: Gamsiella multidivaricata
Lineage: Eukaryota; Fungi; Mortierellomycota; Mortierellomycetes; Mortierellales; Mortierellaceae
Product: cytidine deaminase-like protein
Exons: 2
Molecular function (GO): catalytic activity
Source: RefSeq, a predicted model, not a curated record
UUCAUGAAACUGGCGAUUGAGCAGGCGAACCUCUCGGUGCCAGUACCUUCAGGCUACUGCGUCGGCGCCGUACUUGUGCAGGAGACACAUCCAGACCCGGAUUCGGAUCUCCCACAAGAAGACCGCUUUCGUGUGGUGACGACAGGCUAUUCGCGCGAGCUGCCCGGGAACACGCAUGCUGAAGAAGUGUGUCUAAUCAAACUGGCAGCACUGAAGGCCGAAGAAGCCGAGGAGGAACGAGACUCUGCGCAACGGCAAGGGUGGAUUAUGUACAGCACAAUGGAGCCGUGUAGUACGCGUUUGUCGGGAAACAGGUCAUGUUCGGAGCUGUUGAUUGAGUCGCACGUGAGGAAGGUCUAUGUGGGAGUACGGGAACCGGAUCAUUUUGUGAAGAUGGUAGUUGGGGUUGAGAAUAUGGUCAAGCAGGGGAUCGAGGUGACACUGAUUCCUGGAUUUGAGGAGCAGUGUCUUGCGCCGAAUCGACAUGUCCUGCAGCAGAAGACGGAGUGA